Messenger RNA from Corvus hawaiiensis (hawaiian crow), 3082 nucleotides. RefSeq names its product refilin B (gene RFLNB). The transcript has 3 exons. Gene Ontology annotation, molecular function: filamin binding. Gene Ontology annotation, biological process: negative regulation of bone mineralization involved in bone maturation; actin filament bundle organization; negative regulation of chondrocyte development. Gene Ontology annotation, cellular component: actin filament bundle. The record is from RefSeq and is a predicted model, not a curated record. Lineage: Eukaryota; Metazoa; Chordata; Aves; Passeriformes; Corvidae. Bases 60 to 704 code for a protein of 214 amino acids.
GCCCGGGCGCAGGGAGCGCAGCGCGGGCAGGGGCCGGGGCAGGCGGCGGCGGCUCGGCCAUGGUGGGGCGGCUCAGCCUGCGGGAGGUGCCCGACCUCCCGGACAUGAGGAAGCGGGGCGACUCCGGCCUCGACAGCCCCGACUCCGGGCUGCCCCCCAGCCCCGGCCCGGCCCCGCCGCCCUGGCUGCUCUCCUCGGGCAGCCCCGACCGCGCCGCCGCCAACGGGCUCCCGGAGCCCGAGCCGCCCGCGCCCUCCGCCGCGAGUUCCGUGUUCUCUCCCAGCCCCGUUCUUUCCAGCUGCCCUCCAAGACUGUGUCCUUUAUCCUUUGGCGAAGGAGUUGAGUUUGACCCUUUACCACCAAAGGAAAUAAGGUACACCUCCUCGGUGAGAUACGACUCGGAGAAGCACUUCAUCGACGACGUGUACCUGCCCGUGGGCCUGAGCGUGGCCUCGUGCAGCCAGACCAUCGUCUGCGUGCCCAACUGCUCGUGGCGCAGCUACAAGGCCGAGGUGCGCUUCGAGCCCCGCCACAGGCCCCGGCGCUUCACCAGCACCACCAUCAUCUACCCGAAGCACGCCAAGACUGUCUACACCACCACGCUGGACUACAACUGCCGCAAGGCCACGCGCAGGUUCCUCUCCAGCGUGGAGCUGGAAACCUCGGAGUACCUCGGCACCGACUGCGGCCUGGAUGGCUGCUGACCGCGGCUGCCCCUCUUGCUCUGAUCCACCCCUCGUGUACUGUGCUAACUCCACUUGCUAAAAGCAGGUACAGACCCUCUCUCUCAGCUCCUAACUCCUGCUUUCAAGCGUCAGAACGGGCCCGAGCGCGGUUUUCUGUGGGAACAUAACUUAGGAAGGGACUUGGCUCUUCGCCUCUAAAAGCCGUGAGUUCCCUCCCCUUCCCCGCAGCGCAGUAAUCAGGUGAAAAUAAUGGGAAGUGCUUUCCCAGAGGAGAAGUUGACAGGUAAGGAAGAGUGUGGGGUAGUGCCUGGCAGGUGGAGAUCCAUUUGAUGCUUCGUGGGGAUGUGCAAAAAAAUAAGAGCAGUUCACUCUCUUGCAGAGAAUGCACCUGGUCGUUCGGUUACACGUAGAGCUGUCAAGCAUUUCAGUUUAGAUCGUGUUAUCUCCAGAAGAACCAUCCCCUGGAAAUUGCUGGAAAAGGCUAACAGAGAAAAAUUCUGCAUUUAACACACACAAAAAUGUUAACAUAUGGCAUUCACGUCUCGUGUGAAGGUGUAAAUUGGGAAGAAGAGGGGUUCUGAGCAGAGCAGGAGAUGAACUGUUUGUGCAGCUCCAGGCAGCAGAGAAAGGAUCGUGUGAUUCCAGUUCUUCGGGUGAUGAGGAAUCCUCUGUGCUCACACCACCUGUGUUCUGUGUGACACACGAGUGUUUCUGUGCCUGCAGUACAGCUUGUAACAGAGAAUACCAGGCCAGAAAUUAUCCCAUUGUUGUCGGAAAGUCGGAUCUUGGUGAUUUGGAGGUGGAAAACCACAAGUGCCUUGUUUUUACCCACACUGACUGUGUGCACUAAGGGAGCUGUAACCAAAGCAAGGUUCAGAUAAAGUGCUGGACAGAAGGAUCCAGAAUGGCAAAGGAGGUGCUGGAUUGGGUGUGAGACACCGUUGUGGUGGGGUUGGGAGGAGGGAAAUGGUAGCAAAGGACAGCAGGCAGGUUUUUAGCUCUGCUUCCCUGCUGAGCUUGUCAUGGCAAAAUCCAUGUCCUUGGGAUCAGGGAUGUCACUGGGAUGGGGCAGCCUCUGCCUGUCUGCAGGCUGCUGAAAAACCUCUCAUGAGUGCAUGAUGAGUUUGGGGACCAAAGGGAAUAGCUCCAGAUACUAUGAAAGUCUGUCUGGAUGUUACGUGAGCUCGUUUAUUGUGUGCCUUGAUGAAAAUAAGACAGAGGUUUCCUUCUUUUCCCAGAUUUUUUUUUCCUGUGUUGACAGAGUGCAGUGUGGAGAGCAUCUGCUUUGGGGAGCGUGGGUUGUGCUGGUUUUUUGUGUGGUGUAGUCUCUCAGAAACACCUGAUAGACCUGUCUUAGCUGGACACAGCUUUUCCAUGUAUUCCAAAACUCCUCCGAGGUGUGAGUGUGCAAAACCAGUCCUGGAGCAGCUUUUAAAGAGGACUUGGCAAUGCACAGCCCCAGGGGUGAGUUUUGUCAGUGGCAACCUCGGGAGCCUGUUCUUGAGCUGUGCUUUAAUGUGUGUUUGUGCAAGUGUGAUGGAUGGUGUGGAAGUGUAUCCCAGGGAACUGAAAGGAGUUGGGAGACGAAGAGUGCAGCAGGAAGGAAGCCUUGAGUCUGUAUGGUUUGGGGUUUUGUUGUUGCUGUUGUUAGGGGUUUUUACUUAUUUAUUAGCUCAGAAUAGAACAUCCUUCACCUUUGGUACUUGCCUCAGAAAGGCAGCUCCUGAAACAAUCCCAGGAUGAGAGAGAACGUGGUCGGGCAGGCAGCGCUCUGGAGUUAAGAGCAACGCAGUGUCACCUUUAAACAUCUUGGUCUCAGGCUGCAAGACUGGGGAGAUGUGUCUUAAAUGUGAUGCAAUCCUGCCCUAACUGCUGCCCCAGGAUGUCCUUGUGGUGUAACAGAAGGCCCAGCUCACCCCACAGCCCGUGGGCUUUCACACUCUCCUCUGUGGGAUGGGGUUGCUCCAUCCCUCGCUCCCCGCACCUCGCUCCUGAAGCAGCUGGUGCUGGCCACUGUUGGACGCAGGAUUCUGGGAGAACACGGACCCUGGAUCACUCCCACAAAUGCUCUCCCAGUGAGUCCACUUGGAACAGAUCUAAGAGGAUUGAAGUUGUAGCCAUUAGUCGUUCCUAGAAGCAAAACAACCCACAAAAUACCCCUCACGCUCUGGUUUUAGGAUAAAGCGCCUGAUUUUUGUAAAGCAAGCAAACUUAAUGUGUACCUCUUAAGAAUAUUUUAAUUGGUAGAGAUACCUUUUAAAUUAUUUAUGUUCCAACAUUUGCAAAGCUCUGAUUAGCUCUGUGCAAGUGUUCUGGUGUCUGUGAUGUUUCCCACCCCCCUCCUUCUGAUUUUCAAUUUGUCUUUUACUUAUUGGUAAUAAAUGAUCUGAAAACCA